This is a messenger RNA of Branchiostoma floridae (Florida lancelet), 3596 nucleotides long. Its product is annotated as two pore calcium channel protein 1-like. The record is from RefSeq and is a predicted model, not a curated record. NCBI's taxonomy places the organism in Eukaryota, Metazoa, Chordata, Leptocardii, Amphioxiformes, Branchiostomatidae. Gene Ontology annotation, biological process: monoatomic ion transport; transmembrane transport. The transcript has 20 exons. Gene Ontology annotation, cellular component: membrane. Gene Ontology annotation, molecular function: monoatomic ion channel activity. The coding region runs from base 193 to 2508 and encodes 771 amino acids.
ACGCCCCUCAUGUGUUCCCAAGUCCCGGAUGAAUGACCUGGCUUGAAGGACAACAUGGCGACUGCUGGCUAGGAAAGUUUGUCAAGAAAACUUUCUUUGAAUGUUUAGGCUGUUAUUUGCCACCACUGAAACUUAUAUCUGCUGAUACUUAACAACUAAAGCAUCUUAAAGACAGGUGCCAAACAGGUGAUUAUGAAUAUGAAUCUGUACUUGGCAGCCACCUUCAUCAGAGACGCACAGUACGGCAGGAAUGGGCAGUUUGAGACAGACGAGAACUCCGUAAAGCUGUACAACCUUUAUACCCACUGGCUGCCCAAGGUGGUGGCAUACUUCUUCAUCCUCCUCCUGCUGUCCCUGGCUAUCUUUGAGAAGCCUGCUGUACCUGGCCUGGAGAUUGAGUACUAUGUAACCAUGCCCAUGGAGGUGAUCUGUCUGAUUGUGAUUGGCAGCAGGCUGUUCCAUCUAAAGCUCUUCUCCCCUGGGAAGACCUUUUACUCAGACAAGAAGAAUCUGGUUGUCAUGGCAACCAUGGUUGUAGUGGUGAUAGACAUGAUCUCCUACAUAGCGUUGGUCAAUUCUGGCCAAGCUAUGUAUGCCUACCGCUGGUCCCGCCCACUGCGCCCAUUACUCCUGGUCAACAUAAAGGAGGGCAGACAGAUUCGUCGAGCUUUUCGGAACAUCCGCCGUACCCUGCCUGACAUCUUGAAUGUCCUAGUCCUGUUCUUCCUCAGUAUUGCGCUUUUUGCUCUGAUGGCUCUGAAAAUCUUUGAGAGAAGACCAGAGUUGAGACUGUAUACUGACAACAGCCCGUACUUCAAGCACUAUGGUGACAUUUAUUUUCAACUGUAUGUGCUUGUAACAACUGCCAACAGUCCUGACAUCAUGAUGCCAGCUUUUGACAGCAACAAGUGGUUUUCCCUGUUCUUCAUCGUGUAUGUGGUGGUCUGUCUGUACCUGUUCAUGAGCAUCAUCCUUGCUGUCAUCUACAAAAACUACAGAAAACAUCUUAAGAACGAGAUUAAGAAGUCUGUGUUCAUCAAGCGAGUGAAGCUGGAGCGUGCGUUUAACGAGCUGAAGGAAGAGGUGGGGGGGAAGUCUGUAGUUACAGAGAAGACGUGGUAUGUUCUGAUGAAGGAGGUUCUACCCAACAAGACCCAGGUCUACUACAGUCUGCUGUGGCUAGUGCUGGACAAGGAUGCCAAUGGCUACAUAGAUCAGAAGAUGUUCCUGCAGGUGGCAGACCUGCUGAACGUGGAGGUGUCAGAGAUCAGGAACCAGAAACACCUGAUAGAGAAAUAUUGGCCUCACGUCUACAACUCCUCUGUCAGCAUUGCUGUCAGACAGGUCGUCAUGCACAAGUUUUUCCGUUACUUCUUUGAUCUGGCUAUCGUGGUCAACGCCUUCUUCAUUGGGUUUAACCUGGAUGAGGCGGAGUGGUUCUUCCUGUCUGUCUUCACCUGUGAAAUCAUCCUCAAACUAUACACCUACGGCUUCAGUGAGUUCUGCCGCAGGUUCUGGAACAUAUUUGAUUUCAUUGUUAUAUCAGCAGCCUUUAUUGCCACAAUUAUUGAGGCUGCUUUGGAAGAAUUGCAAUACAGUAGGGAGACGCUAGAUGUCCUCCUUGUUCUUCGAAUCCUGCGACUCCUAAAACUUGUGGGGAGCAUUGACAGGUUCAAGAUCAUUAUUGGCACAUUGACGAACAUCGCACCUUCCAUGUUCACCUAUGGAGGAGUCCUGUUUGUGUUUUACUAUGUGUUUGCCAUCAUCGGGAUGGAAGUCUGGGGAACCAUGUUGUCUGGGGACGUCAACAUCACCUUCUGUAACAACCCAAAACUGAAUGGCUCAGAGUUCGCCAGAGAUCACUACUGUAACAACAACUUCAGUGACCUCCUCACCUCCUUUGUGCUGCUGUUUGAACUGAUGGUUGUCAACCAGUGGCAUGUGCUGACCUCGGGGUUUGUCGCCGUCACUAGUGCGUGGGCACGGCUGUACUUCGUGGCCUUUCACCUGCUGGUGGUCAUCGUGGUGCUCAAUAUAUUUCUGGCCUUCAUUCUGGAGGCGUUCAUGUUGGAGUCCUCCCUGUCCACUGGCAAGUUCUCCAAUGCUGUAGAGGAGAAGAUUAAGGAGAUGGGUCUGUGGGUCAGCAAGAAACCCCUGCAGGAACAGUUGCCAGUAGAGCACGUUCAGAUCGAGGCUCCACAGUCGGUCCUGGUGGACAACAUCGAGGUCCAGCCCGGCCCGACCCAGACUCCCGCGGACAGCGAGGCUGCGGAGGCUGCGGACGUGGUGCCGGAGAUGAAGGAGAGAAGACCUCGUGCCGACACAGGCCUGCGCUUCAGGAUCGCCAGACGAGGUACCCGGAAGACAGAGAUUCUUCUACAGAGGAUGUUUGAGAGCGAGCUGUUGCAUGAGGAAGGUCAGGAAAUGCCUGCUACUGAACAUGAGAUAGAAGAAAUGGAACCAGAAGAAAUCCGCCCUACUCCCUUAACUCUGGAUAAUGUCACAUAAGACAUUACCCAAACCCAGGCCUCUUAACUACUUAGCUAGAUGAUUUUGUAACAACUUGUUUGAGCUUAAGGGAAGUGGUAUACAUGUAUAUAUUUUUCAUUGUAUACAUACAAAGUUACUGUAAGUUACAGUAACUGUUAUUCUUUCAUCUGGAGAACCAAAAUUAGUGCUUAGGAAAUGUUUUGUUACAAACCUGUCUCCUUGUCCUUAAAACCCAAGGCAUGCCAACAGUCAAUUAUCAGUCUUUGUUAUACAAUGUCAUUGUUAGACGAAUACCUGGCCCAUUAUUUCACAGUGGAAUUCAUCCAUAGAGUAGCAGUUUUUCUUUUCCUCAGAGAAGGUUUCCUUAGGCUUGGAGUUCUUUCAUGUACUGAAACGGUUAGUUACCACAUACUUUAAUGGAUACAGCUCUACACAAAAGUAAUACAAACACUUUCACUUUUGCAUUGCUAAUUUUUAAUGUUCUCUUUACAGUGUACCUGUGCUCUACACAUGUAGAGAUUCAUAAAGUCAUAAGACUGAAGCACAAACAUGCUCAUGUAAACUUGCCAUUCUUAAGGUACCUGUACUUAAUUUCUUUAGAUAGGUUUAUUGGAAAUGUCACCACUGGCAGAUGCCAUUUGUACAGCCAUAUAUGUACGUUUCACAGGGCUUGUCAGAGUACUAGUUAUUCUGUUGUCUUUUUCAGUUAACGUUGGUAUUAUUUAAUUUCAUGUAAUCUUUGCAAUUUUAUUUAAUUUAGUUACCUAUUUUAGGUUAAUGAUCACAUUCAAUUUGACAAUGUACCUAUUUUAGGUAAAUAAUCAAAUUAUUUGUGAACUGUACAUAGCAAUAUAUGUAGAUUGAAAUGAAUUGACCUUUCCAUAUUCUAAAUGAAUUGUACAGAAAGAAUUUAGUUAGGUACAUUUUAUGCAAUUGUGGAAAUUAUAUGGAACAAUAAUAUUCCAAUGUGGAAAAUUUAUACAAGGUACAUUUUGAAUUAUUCCGUACUUCAUCACUCUGGACUUCAUGGUUUGCCUGAAGUUUUGUAUGCAGAUAUGAAAUCAGGAAUAUUUGGCAAUAAAUAACUAUCAUUGUGAUCCAAGGUA